AUGCUUAUUAGUACAGCAUUUGCUGUUGUUCUUCGCUCUGCUCGUGUCGAACGUCAACAAGGCGAACGUUUACAAAAUGCUCUGCAGGGUUUUGAGAAUAUGAAAACGCCAUAUGUUUUACCUAAUCUAUGGUUAGUACCACUAGAACUACCACGUUUAAUGAAGAAUAAUAAAAUUAUUUCGUUCGACGAAUGGAUAAAUGAAGUGCUGAGUGUAACGAUACGCUAUAAACAAAUGAAAAUAAAUUAUUAG
Molecule: messenger RNA, 252 nt
Organism: Rotaria sp. Silwood2
Lineage: Eukaryota; Metazoa; Rotifera; Eurotatoria; Philodinida; Philodinidae
Source: the annotation of a GenBank genome assembly